Messenger RNA from Silurus meridionalis, 2492 nucleotides. RefSeq names its product coiled-coil domain-containing protein 112. The transcript has 9 exons. Lineage: Eukaryota; Metazoa; Chordata; Actinopteri; Siluriformes; Siluridae. The record is from RefSeq and is a predicted model, not a curated record. The coding region runs from base 581 to 1981 and encodes 466 amino acids.
UUGUAAGAGAGAGAGAGAGAAAUGUUAGCUUGUUUCUAAUCAAAAUCAAUACAUUAAAAUAAAUUUGCUCUCUUAACAAUAAAACACACAUUUGAAUUGACAAUUGUUUAAAAAUGUGCAUUAAAUAAAGUUUGAUAUUCAAAAUCCAAGAUGGCCGCCUUGACAACGCAAACACAGCGGCGCACUGUGCUCUGUUUCACAAAUAAUUUCAUUUCAAAUACUCGAUAACCUUAAAAAAAAAAUUAAUAUUUUUUUAAAUGUAUAUAUUUAUAUGUGCAUGUAAUUUAUUUAUUUUUCUCAGACGCUUUGGCUACGAGACGCCAAAUGUACUCCGAAAUAAUUUUUCAUAGAUAAUUUAGUGCACUAGCUAGGGAACAUGAUGCAUUAUAACACGCACUUGGAAGUGCUCUUGUGUAGGGUGUACGCAGCUAUUUGAGAUUUGUCAGCGUUUAUUAUAACACCUAGACCUUUUUUGCACGUUGGGGACGUUUUGCCUCAUAAAGUACUCUCUGUUAGAUUUCUGUACAAACGAAGAACAUUAAUAGUUAAACAUUAAAAGUGCAGCGUUUCGAGGGAAAGCAUGGAAGUGGCAAAUGUUGCAGACUUUCUAUGGAAGGCUGAACACCUGAGAAAGCUGGCUGAUAAACAUGAAAAAGAAAGAGCAGUGAACAAGCAGAGGAGACGGACUGGCCUCAGAGAUUGUUUCUGUGAAUUAGAAGAGCUUGAGAACAAACUGAACAUGGAGCUUAAAGCUGAAGUUCUAAGAGUGCAGCAACAACUACAAAAGAUCAGAAAUGGUGUGUACCGAUUCCAGGGGCAGCUGAUGGAUGUGAAGCCAACUCCCAGUUUGAUAGAAAAACUGAACGACAUCAUGACCGAGAUCGAAAACUCAAUCACAAUUUUCAAAGAACAGCAACAUCAAAGUUUUGAGGAGCUCCUGCAGGAGGAAAGGACUUGUUGGCAAGAGAUAUGUGCCUUUGAAAACAAGAUUGAUUCUUGGGCAUUGGCUGUGAAAAAGGACAUGAGGUGUCCCAGGGUUCAGAAAACCAAGCAUGGCAUAAGCACAAAAACAAAACAGGAGAUUCCUAUAGAGGUAAUGGCUCUGGAAACAUUCCUGCAGCAAACAGGAGGGAAACUGGGUGGCUGGGACCAGUAUGAUCAUCAGAGCUUCCUGAAAGUGUGGACCAAGCACCAUGGAAAACCUUCCUACAGGUCGGAAGUUAACCUUUACUUGCCAGGCAAGACUGAGGAGGAUAUAAGGUUGCACGAGGAGUGGUACGUAGAAAUGUGCCGUCUCCAGGAAAAGAAGAAACAGGCCAUUCAGAGAUGGAGGUCAGAAAGGCUGAAAGAACGGGAAGCUCGUGUGCAGCAUGAACAUGAAGUCGGAGAGGCUGAAAGGAAGGAGCAGGAAGUCAUUAUAGGCGAAGCCCAUCGUCUCAAACAGGAAGAGGAGCGCCGGGAGGCAGCAAUCCGUUUGGAGGCCUGGAGGAUACAUCGGAGGCAGCAGCAGGAGCAGGAAGAGAAGCAGAGACUCAUAGAAGAAAUUCUGCAGAGGAAAAGACUAAAAGAGGAGAGGCGGAGGCAACAGGAGGUCAAACUCGCUGUGGAGGCUCACAUCAGAGAGAAGAAAGAGGAGGAGGAGCUGAGAAUGCUGGAGAAGGAAGCACAGGAGAGAGUGGAGUUGGAGGAGAAAAGGAGACUGGCUGCUGAAGGCAUCAAACGCUUUCAAGAGAGGGAUCUACACAAGUUAGAGACGAAACUGCAAGAAAAACAGGCUAAAGAGGAGGAAGAGUUGGAACGCCUGAUGAAGCAAGCAAAACUCAAAGAGAAGGUUGAAAGUCAUAUCAGUCGAGAUCCUUCAAGACUCUGGAAACCAACCAAAGGAUGGAAAAAACGCACCAAAGAGAUUGGGCCGACAGGGGGUGGACCUGUCUAUCACAUGUUUCAUAGGGCAAUACCGACAUGGAGACAAGACCUUUAAACCUGGGCUCAGUCUUCACAGAGCAUUCUGACUUCUGACUGAACACUAUUGCUGUUUGUGUUUAGACUGAUUUUGAUCUUGAUAAAGGAAAAGGUUGUGCAUUUUAUAUUUGUUUAAGUUAAAGUUUGUGUAAGAAUUUUUUUUGAAAAUGUAGUUCCUUCACUGAUAUAAACUCCUCCCUUUUCACAUUAAUAUAAAGUACAGGUUCAGUAGCUUUUUAAUGAUGUUACAUUUAUUUAUAAAAAUAAGCAGUUAAGGGUUAAGAGCCCAGCAGUGGCAGCUUAAAGGUGCUUGGAUUUGAACUCAGGACCUUUCAGUAAGAAUUCCAAUGGCUUCAUUUUGUAGAAUUAGAAUAUUUUGAAUUUGGCACCUGCAUUUAUUAGGAAAAAUAAAUAAAUUGCUCUGGAUAACAUCAAAUGCUCUCCAGUGUCUGACAUUCCAGAAUUGUUAGCUUUUUAUCACACUUUCUCAAGAAUGUAUUUUUUCUAUAUUAAAAAAAGUUCAUAAAGUA